CGCAGGGAGUGCUGCCGCCCUAGGCGAAGUCGGGCCGCCCAGCGCGAAAGAACCGCCCCCAGCAGCUGCGGCACCCUGAUCGUUUAGCGAGGCAGCCCAGACCCACUUGGGAGGACGGACGCGCGAUGGAUCCCUCCAGUUCCUCACGCUCUCGUCUGCCUGCCGGCUCCACCAGUCCCAGCGCCGUGCUGCACCUCUACUCGAAGGAGCUCAAGAAGUGGGAUGAGUUUGAAGAUAUUUUAGAGGAGAGAAGGCAUGUCAGUGACCUGAAAUUUGCAAUGAAGUGCUACACGCCUCUUGUCUAUAAGGAAAUGAUUCCUUGCACACCAAGUGAUAUUAAAUCUAGUGUUCUCAAUUCUGAAGAGAUUCGUUAUAUUAUUAAACAGCUUUCCAAAGAAUCUCUUCAAUCUGUUGAUAUACUCCGAGAGGAAGCUUCUGAAAUACUGGAUGAAAUGAGUCACAAACUUCGCCUAGGAGCUGUCCGUUUUAUGGCCUUCAUCCUGAGCAAAGUACUUAAACAAAUUUUUUCCAAAGUGUGUGUAAAUGAAGAAGGUAUUCAGAAACUACAACGAGCCAUUCAGGAGCAUCCAGUUGUUCUGCUGCCUAGUCACCGCAGUUACAUUGACUUUCUGAUACUGUCAUUUCUUUUGUACAACUAUGAUUUACCCGUGCCAGUCAUAGCAGCAGGAAUGGACUUCCUGGGAAUGAAAAUGGUUGGUGAACUGCUACGAAUGUCUGGUGCUUUUUUCAUGCGGCGUACCUUUGGUGGCAAUAAACUCUACUGGGCUGUGUUCUCUGAAUAUGUAAAAACCAUGUUACGGAAUGGUUAUGCUCCUGUUGAAUUUUUCCUCGAAGGGACAAGAAGCCGUUCUGCCAAGACACUGACUCCUAAAUUUGGUCUUCUGAAUAUUGUGAUGGAACCAUUUUUUAAAAGAGAAGUUUUUGAUACCUACCUUGUUCCAAUUAGCAUCAGCUAUGAUAAGAUAUUGGAAGAAUCUCUUUAUGUAUAUGAACUUCUAGGGGUUCCUAAGCCUAAAGAAUCUACAACUGGGUUGUUGAAAGCCAGGAAGGUUCUCUCUGAAAAUUUUGGAAGUAUCCAUGUAUACUUCGGAGACCCAGUAUCACUUCGAUCUUUGGCAACAGGAGGAAGGAUGGAUCGGAGCCCCUAUAACUUGGUUCCAAGAUAUAUGCCUCAGAAACAGUCAGAGGACAUGCAUACCUUUGUCACUGAAGUUGCCUACAAAAUGCAGCUUCUGCAAAUUGAAAACAUGGUUUUGAGCCCAUGGGCCCUAAUAGUUGCUGUUCUGCUCCAGAAUCUGCCAUCGAUGAACUUUGAUGCUCUAGUUGCAAAGACCUUGUGGCUGAAAGGUUUAACACAGGCGUUUGGAGGAUUUCUCAUCUGGCCUGAUAAUGAGCCUGCUGAAGAAGUUGUACAGGCCAACAUUCUUCUGCAUUCCAACAUUGCCAGCCUUGUGAAAGAUCAGGUGAUUGUGAAAGAGGACUCUGGAGCAUCAGAAGUGGUCAAUGGACUUAUAUUCCAACAUUUCACUCUCCUCAUGUGCUCAGCUUACAGGAACCAGUUGCUCAAUGUUUUUGUCCGUCCAUCCUUAGUAGCUGUAGCCCUGCAGAUGACACCUGGGUUCAGGAAAGAGGACGUCUACUAUUGCUUUUACUUCCUUCGCGAUGUCUUUUCAGAUGAGUUCAUCUUCCUUCCAGGAAAUGCACUAAAGGACUUUGAAGAAGGUUGUUACCUGCUUUGUAAGUGUGAGGUCAUACAAGUAACUACAAAGGACAUCCUGGUUACAGAAAAAGGACAUACUGUGCUAGAAUUUUUGAUAGGACUCUUCAAACCCUUCGUGGAAUGUUACCAGGUAUGCAAAUAUUUAGUAAAUUCUCCUUGAUUCCCCUGUAUCAGAUAUAACUAGGACCUUUCCACCCUGAACUUGUUUCUGUUUUAAGGGGCCAGUAUAUUCCACAAGUGAAUAGUAGAAGUAUGUACUCAUUGUUUAUAUAGAAGUACAUAUUGAUUGGUUAAUGCAGGAAGUGAUUUCACCUUUUGGGUGAGACCUUACUCUCCACAUUUAGAAAGAUGCUUGUUCCAUUCUGUCCCGUGCGUGUGACAGCUGUUUCACGUUUGGGUUGAGAACUUAUUCCCCACACACAGGCUGAGGCUGGUCCCUCUCCAACCUAUGAAUAUGACAGCUGAAUGACACCCUGAACACAGUGUUCACAUAGUCACAGGCACACGGUGUGUGUGCUAUUUGGCUUACUGUAGCAUGAUAUUGUUCAUGGCAUGUAGCAAGGUCUUUAGUACAGAGUAGAUAUUCAAUUGCAAGACUUGAAUAAUACAUUGUCAUAUAUAUUAUUAAAUACUAUUGUUAGAAAAGCAAAAAACAAAGUACAGGCCAACUGAAAGGUCACCACAGUCUUAAAUGUGAUUAGGGAGAGUAGAUGACAUAUCCACCCACUAAGAAUGGUACUAGGAUUCAAAAGGAAAGGAGUUUGGAGGCAAACUGUAGGAAGGGCCCAACACACUGAGAUGGGACUCUUGGCUCUUGACUCUAUUAUAUGAACACAAAUUAGAGUCAACAGAGAUGAGCUGCCUUAUAGAGUAGUGC
This is a messenger RNA of Echinops telfairi (small Madagascar hedgehog), 2618 nucleotides long. RefSeq names its product glyceronephosphate O-acyltransferase (gene GNPAT). Lineage: Eukaryota; Metazoa; Chordata; Mammalia; Afrosoricida; Tenrecidae. Gene Ontology annotation, molecular function: glycerone-phosphate O-acyltransferase activity. The transcript is spliced from 12 exons. Gene Ontology annotation, cellular component: mitochondrial membrane; peroxisome; peroxisomal membrane. Gene Ontology annotation, biological process: ether lipid biosynthetic process. The coding region runs from base 126 to 1901 and encodes 591 amino acids. The record is from RefSeq and is a predicted model, not a curated record.